GGGGCCGAAGACACCUGCUGAUCUGUGCACUCAGGUAGAAGCGGCAGCUCCGGGGCCUAGUGGGCAGCUCCUCAGGGCAGGGGCAGUGCAUUGGAGUCUGACCUGUCGUGCCCUCAGGACCAGCCCGGAUGUGGGCAGCAGCCCUUGGAGAAGGAAGGUGGCCAUUCAAGAGCCCCACGGCCGGUGGGGAUUAGAGCCCACGUCUUCAGGCGCACCUCCCACCCCAUCACUGCUGCCCAUCUGCAGAGGCGCCCCGAGGGCCACACGCUGUAAGCCUGGGGUCCCAGGGGUCAGGCUGCGGAGCCCCAUACGGAGGCCGGUGGGCCAGGCCUUGGUCCCAGCGCCACGUCGCUUUACCAGCACAGCCAUGAACUACGUGGGGCAGCUGGCGGAGACUUUGUUUGGGACGGUGAAGGGGCUGUACCGGGGCCUGAACCCGGCCACGCUGAGCGGGGGCAUCGAUGUGCUGGUGGUGAGGCAGGCGGACGGCUCCUUCCGGUGCUCACCCUUCCACGUGCGCUUCGGCAAGCUGGGCGUCCUGCGCUCGCGGGAGAAGGUGGUAGACAUCGAGAUCAAUGGGGAGCCAGUGGACUUGCACAUGAAGCUGGGGGACAGCGGGGAGGCCUUCUUCAUCCAGGAGCUGGAGAGCGAUGUGGAAGACAUGCCUCCCCACCUGUGCACAUCACCCAUCCCUUGGGGGGGCCUGUCUGGGUUCCCUUCGGACUCCCAGCUGGGCACAGCCAGCGAGCCUGAGGCCAGCAUCGCGGGCACAGCCUCCACGGGGUGGAAGAAGAAGCGUCGCAGGAGGAAACCCAGGCGGAAGGGGGACAUGGUGGCAGCCGAUUCUAGUUCGGAGGAGCUGGAGGCAGGCACUGGGAGUGAGCUAUCGCUGCAGGAAAAGCCGAGGCCGGAGCCCCCAGGUAGUGUCCAGCCAGAAGGAGAGUCCUCACCGCAGCCGAAAGACAUCUACCCCUACUCCGAUGGAGAGUGGCCCCUCCAGGCCAGCCUGUCAACGGGUGGGCUAACAUCCCCCAAGAGUGACUCGGAGCUGGAGCUGCGGACCCCCGAACCCGUCCCCCUGAGAGCUGAGUCCCACAUGCAGUGGGCCUGGGGGAGGCUGCCUAAGGUGGGCAAAGCUGAGUGGCCCAAGUCCUCAGUGGUCCCGGAUGGCAGCUCCAAGACAGCCUCUCCACCUCAGGGGGCGCCCAGCACCCCCUCUGCCUCUGUGGUUGGCGUGGACCCUUCGGGAAUUCCAAUCCUGCAAACAGGGCCUGGCACCCACCUUCUUCACCCUGACACGGAGUUGCCUGCUCUGGUGGGUCCCCCUCUCCAACCCCCUGAGAGAGAGGAAACCAAGACUCAGAGUUCCGGGGAUGUGGGCCUCCCUCCUCCCUCUAAGUCGUGGAGCUGGGCUGCUUUGGAGGCCCCCGCUUGCACAGGGCAGCCGGAGGGCAUCUCCAGGAGGAAAGGCUCCCUGAAGAGAAGCCAGCACCUGGGCCCCAGUGAAAUCCACCUGGAUGACUUGCCCUCCCUGGAUUCUGAGAAUGCAGCUCUUUACUUCCCCCGAAGCGACUGUGAGCUGGGGGCCAGGAAGUGGAGUGAAGCCGGAAGCCAAAAGUCUCUGGGGGACUGCAACCCUGAGCGGGAGCCAGAGCCCACUCCGGACACAGCGGACACAGUAGUGCUGUCCCUCUCUGGGGGCCUGGCUGACAGUGGAGACAUCUCUGUGGAGAAGUUCAACCAGCACAUCGUCUCCUACCAGGACCUCGCCCAAAACCCCGGCCUCCUGGACGACCCGAACCUGGUGGUGAAGAUCAACGAGAAGCAUUAUAACUGGGCUGUAGCCGCCUCCAUGAUCCUCUCCCUGCAAGCCUUCCAGAAAAACUUGCCCAAGAGCACCGUGGACAAGCUGGAGAAGGAAAAGAUGCCCCGGAAGGGAGGGCGGUGGUGGUUUUCCUGGCGAUGCAGGGACUUUCCGGCCAAGGAGUGCAGUGCCCGGAGGGAGAAAACCACAGCGCGGCAGCAGCAGCUGGGGGAGAAGACCGAAGCCCCAAGCAGUGAGAAGACCGAAGCCCCAAGCAGUGAGGACGAGGGCCCCUCCCCGCCCCUCUCGCCUCCAGCCCACACUCCUACCUACAAGAAGUCUCUCCGCCUCUCCUCCAAUCAGAUUCGGCGCCUGAACCUGCAAGAAGGUGCCAACAAGGUGGUCUUCAGCGUGACCACCCAGUACCAGGGCACCUGCCGCUGUAGGGCCACCAUCUACCUGUGGAAAUGGGACGACAGGGUGAUCAUCUCAGACAUUGAUGGCACCAUCACCAAGUCGGAUGCCCUAGGCCACAUUCUGCCCCAGCUGGGGAAAGACUGGACACAUCAGGGCAUCACUGGUCUCUACCACAAAAUCCACCUAAAUGGGUACAAGUUCCUGUACUGCUCGGCACGGGCCAUCGGCAUGGCUGACCUCACCAAGGGGUACCUGCAGUGGGUGAGCGAGCGGGGCUGUGGCCUCCCCGAGGGCCCCAUCCUGCUGUCUCCCAGCAGCCUCUUCUCCGCCCUGCACAGGGAGGUGAUUGAGAAGAAACCGGAGGUGUUCAAGAUUGCCUGCCUGAGUGACAUCCAGCAGCUCUUUCUGCCCCAGGAACAGCCCUUCUAUGCCGCCUUUGGGAACAGGCCCAAUGAUGUCACUGCCUACCGGCAGGUCGGCCUGCCUACAUCCCGCAUCUUCACAGUCAACCCCAGGGGAGAGCUCAGCCAGGAGCUCAUCAAGAAUCACAAGUCCACGUACGAACGGCUCAGUGAGGUGGCUGAACUCCUCUUCCCACCUGUGGCCCGUGGCCCCAGCACAGACUUGGCCAGCCCUGAAUACAGCAACUUCUGCUACUGGCGGGAGCCACUGGCCCCUGUGGACCUCGACAUCUUGGCCUGAACGAGCCCUGGCUACUCCCCAGAACUGUGUGUCCCAGGGCAUGGGGGUUGGAAGUUGGAGGCUGCAGGGCCAACCCACUGAAGGGGAGGAGGGGGCUGCGGGCUAGUUGUGGCCUCUCCUGUCCCCUGCCUUUGCCAGCUGAGCCAUGCUACAGGCCUCAGCGUGGCCCUGCCCUGUAGCCAUUAAGUGACUGGGUCCUUGCAGCGUUCUCCACAGCCUUGAUAUCUGUCCCUGUCACCCUGGGACCCUGCCUCAACUCCUGAUAGGACAGAGACAAGAGGGAAGCCCCUAUGAGGCUUAAGACCUGUAAGCCCAGGAAAGGGUUGGUGGCAGCCAACAAUCAGGGAAGAAAUCUUCCCCCGACCCACUUCAGGGAGCCUGGACCGUACCCUCUGAAGCUAGACCCUACAUAGCCCUGGCCCCUUCCCAUAGCUCUGGAGCCAGACAUCACUGCUCUCCCAUGCUGGUGCCCUGAUUAUCUCAGCACAUCCCAACCCCAGAUACUCUAUGGCCCCUCCAACAUCUGGGAAGGGGGGAUCCCAGGGCAGUGCCAGGGCUGAGGGGGUGUGGCUCCCACUCGGCUUAGUACACACCCAGCUACCAUCCCUGGCCCUCCCCACACCUCCGCUGAGGACACAGCCCUCCCCCAGCCUUUGCCAGUCAUUUCACUGCCCGCACAGUUGCUGAGUGAGCUCCUGCCCAAGUAGCUAUGGGCAGCAGGGCUGACACCCCACUGCAGCCUUCCCAGCUACUGCCUUUGGGGAAGAAAGUUCCUUCAGACAGGCUAAAAGCUUUAAUCCAGGCCUGCCCUCCCCCAACGGCACCAAAGUGGAGGACAGAACACCAAAUGUCAGGAACCCAGAAGGUGGGGCUGCAGGGACCUGCAAAACAGCACGGAAGGGCCCGAGCUGCUGUGGGGAAACUGAGGCUGGCAGCCUCAGCAGGGAUGGGCCUCUGGGGCGUACGCAGGCCAGACGAACGCUUGCGUCCUCAUGUUUUCAUACCUGAAUUUCUCACCACCUUGUGAACAUCCGGGCAGGGCUGGGGUUUUCCAAGGAUGUUGGAAACUAGGCCUGGAGCCCUUUCCCUCCAGCUGUGGCCUCCUGCCCAGGGUCUGGCCUCAUUCAGGCCAUGAUGUACAUGAGGGCCGCCCUUUGGAGAGAGGCCCUAACCUGGGGUGGGGGGAGAUUCUCCCCCAAGUGGGAAGGAGAGGAUCAUGUGGGGACCAGAGUACCCCAAAAACAUCUUUGGGGAGGGGAAGGAAAAGGAUAAAUUACAGUGGGAGGCGUCUCCAAACAGAUCACUUGGACGCCAUCCUUUCCUCCGGGAAUCCACUGCUGCCUAAGCCCUCACCUUGGGAGAGAAUCAAAAGGAAUAAAGAGAACUCUCCACUGAGUCCUUGUGUUUCCGUUCUGUCCUGAAGGACCUGUAGGGU
Molecule: messenger RNA, 4358 nt
Organism: Physeter macrocephalus (sperm whale)
Lineage: Eukaryota; Metazoa; Chordata; Mammalia; Artiodactyla; Physeteridae
Gene: LPIN3
Product: lipin 3
Exons: 21
Coding region: 368-2923 (851 amino acids)
Biological process (GO): positive regulation of transcription by RNA polymerase II; cellular response to insulin stimulus; triglyceride biosynthetic process
Cellular component (GO): nucleus
Molecular function (GO): phosphatidate phosphatase activity; transcription coactivator activity
Source: RefSeq, a predicted model, not a curated record